GCACUUAACGGAAAAAGUUAUUGAAUGGACAUAUUAUGAAGUAGUUAUCACAAAUGCACUCGCGAUAAUCUAAUCAGUGUUUGCUAGUACUUCUGACAAAGAUAAACCAUUGCCCAACGAUGUUAAAGAAGGAUUAUACACGAAACAUUUGUGAAUUAAAGGGGAAAGAAUCAAGUUGUGUCAUUUCGGAAUCUACAUUGUUAAAUAUAGAAGGAAAAGGUGAAAACUAUUCUUGAUUUCAAUAAACGUGUUGAUAAAGUGCAGGAAAUGUAUGCUGCUCUACAUGAAACUGACUGCAAAAAAUAUUUAGAUUUUCUUUCUGUUCGGCUGAAACAUGGUACUUUAAAAGAAACUCCAACACAGUCUAUACUCCAAAAUGAGGAAAAAGCUUUUGUUCAGCAGAUUGAGCACGCGAGUGUGUCAAAUAUGCCUGAAAUUCAUUUAAGAGAAGACAGACCACACGAAAGCAACCAAGUCGAUGAAGUAACAUGCGUGUUUGAAGAUGAGGGAGCUAAAGAUGAAGAUCCUUUUGUCAGCGAUAUUGACGCUGAUUCCACGGAGAGCACUAUUAUAAGUAAACGCAAACGAUCAUAUAAAAAUGUUUGCAUUUACGAAACGAAGGAGUCACAUGAACACAAAUACUGUUGUAGCAACUGCUCAUUGUGUUUUCAACGACUUGGGAAUUGUCGUAUACAUAUGAAGAAAAGACAUGGAGUGAUACUGGAACCCAUAACAUGUCCCCAGUGUCCCAAGACCUUCAAAAAUAAGUACGAUCUGAAUCGUCACAUAGUCAAACAUAGACCACUCUCGGAAACGCGAAUAUUUCCUUGUCCACAGUGUGAUCGAAAAUUCCAAACAAAAGCGUAUGUUGCAAAGCAUAUAAAGUUUGUUCAUGAGGAUAUUCGUCCGUUUAUUUGUGAAGAAUGCGGCGAAGCUACACGCACAGAAGCUACAUUACGGGAACAUAUGCUUACACAUACCGAUCUUGCACCUUUUGAAUGCGAAAUAUGUAAGAAAGGUUUUAAAAACCCGGCCCGCCUAAAGAAUCAUAUGGAUAUACACAAUUCUAAUAAACACAUUUGCAGCGAAUGUGGAUUAAAAUUGAACUCGCGAGUAACAUUAAAUCAACACAUGCUAGUACAUUCCGAUACGAUGCGUCAUAAAUGUGAUUAUUGCGGUCGAGCUUUUAAGCGAGCUAAAACGCUGAAAAAUCAUUUAAUACUCCAUAGUGGUUUAAAGCCAUAUUCAUGCCAGUUCUGUGAAAGGACUUUUACUAACGGCUCCAAUUGCCGUACGCACAUGAAAAGGGCACAUCCAAGUGAAUUAGCAGAGUUGGAGGCUUCGGGAAAAAGAACGUGCACGAAAAAUAUUCCGAAAUUGGCUGCAUUAAAAUCCGUAAUUCGGGUUCCGGAUCAUCUUAUAUCAAAAUGAUGACCGCGCUUCUCGCAAGCAAUCUAUGUAACAAAAAACGGUUUAUACUUCAAUAACAUAUAACAUAUGUACUUAGGUUCCAUUUCACUGGAGAUGGAAAAACCGUGGCGUUUGCGUGGAUAUAAACUCCAACAAAGCACCAGUGUUUUACUUUGAAUAAAGAAGAAAAAAUAAAGG
Molecule: messenger RNA, 1608 nt
Organism: Rhagoletis zephyria (snowberry fruit fly)
Lineage: Eukaryota; Metazoa; Arthropoda; Insecta; Diptera; Tephritidae
Product: zinc finger protein 737-like
Biological process (GO): regulation of transcription by RNA polymerase II
Molecular function (GO): DNA-binding transcription factor activity; RNA polymerase II cis-regulatory region sequence-specific DNA binding
Source: RefSeq, a predicted model, not a curated record